Rosa rugosa (rugosa rose) is the source of this 741-nucleotide messenger RNA. RefSeq lists its product as uncharacterized. The transcript has 6 exons. Lineage: Eukaryota; Viridiplantae; Streptophyta; Magnoliopsida; Rosales; Rosaceae. Gene Ontology annotation, biological process: regulation of translational initiation. The record is from RefSeq and is a predicted model, not a curated record. Gene Ontology annotation, cellular component: cytoplasm. The coding region runs from base 1 to 741 and encodes 246 amino acids.
AUGGUCACCAACAGCUGUCGCGGUGGCGCGUAUACCACCAUCAAAGAGCACGUCACCUUCGAAAAGGAGAUCAAGAAGAGCAAAUUCAUUGCCCUCGCCGCUUCCGUCUCCGAUGAACAAUCCGCUCUCUCCAUCCUCUCUCAGGUUAGGGAUCCUUGGGCUACUCACAAUUGCUGGGCAUACAAGGUGGGAGAUCAGUACCGGUCUAAUGAUGAUGGUGAGCCAUCUGAAACGACCGGGAAACCCAUUCAUUCUGCUAUUGAGUCUUUCGGAAUUGAUAGAGUAAUGGAGCUAGUCAUUCGGUAUUUUGGAGGAAUUAAAUUGGGGACUGGAGGACUAGUCAGGGCAUAUGGAGGAGUAACAUCAGAAUGCUUGAGAGAUGCCCCAACUCAUCCUGUAAAAUCGAAGGUAAGAAUGGGUGUAGAGGUUCCAUUUGAUCUUAUCGGCAUUCUAUAUCAUCAGCUACAAUCUUUUCAAGUUGAAGACAUCGAACAAGAUUAUGAGACCGGUAGAGAUGGUAUCACCAUGGUUACCUUUCAAGUUGAUUUUGACCGUGUUGAGAAAUUAGAGGAUGCUAUCAAAAACAACUGUAGCCGGGAGUUGGUGUUGUAUGCAAAUUUCAUGACAAAGCAUUUUGAGACCGGAACAUUCAAUUUUCUAGCCCUGCUUGGAAGCAAUCAUAUGCGACUGGUGCUCAUUCACCUGAAUGUUGCAUAUAGUACAGUCUCCAUUUGUAUAUGA